Carassius auratus (goldfish) is the source of this 2577-nucleotide messenger RNA. RefSeq names its product palmitoyltransferase ZDHHC23. Gene Ontology annotation, biological process: protein targeting to membrane; peptidyl-L-cysteine S-palmitoylation. Gene Ontology annotation, molecular function: protein-cysteine S-palmitoyltransferase activity. Gene Ontology annotation, cellular component: endoplasmic reticulum; Golgi apparatus. The transcript has 6 exons. The coding region runs from base 688 to 1938 and encodes 416 amino acids. The record is from RefSeq and is a predicted model, not a curated record. NCBI's taxonomy places the organism in Eukaryota, Metazoa, Chordata, Actinopteri, Cypriniformes, Cyprinidae.
AGAACGCGUGAUAGAGCCGAGUGUUAGCGCGCAGAGUUAUCUAUCACUGCCUUCCGGACCGGACAGUCCUGAGAGUCCUCACGGGCUGCUCCUCAUCUCCUGAUAAACCCUACAGGGACGCGCCUUUCUGUAUUUUACGGAGCAAAAAAAUAAAUAAAUUAGCUUUCGUUUUUUAAAUGAAACGAAGACCUGCCUGGAUUUCCAUCUGUUUUCAAUUACGGGAAGUAGUCAUUUGACAGGGAUAAAAAAAAAAAUCUGAUUAACAGGAAAACUUCAGCUGGAUUUCACUGGAUGGCAUUUUGACACCUUAGGCUAAUACAAAGAGCUGGAGUGACCUGUUCUUUCACCAAACUACUAAAAGUACAUGACAGAAGAUGAGGAACUAAACUGACUCUAAAAGUACAUGACAGAAGAUGAGGAACUAAACUGACUGCCUCUUCGUGGGAUGCACUUCCACCUGUGUUGUUUAGGCUGUUAAACCAUGGAGAAUGAAAACAUGCCUUUUACAUGAUGCUUCUGGUUUAAAGAGCAGCAGAUGACCAGUCAGGAAGCUAAACAAGAAAUCUGAUAAAAUUACCAACAGCCUUGUUCCAAGUUGAAUUAACCCUUUCCACUCAGUUGUGUUCUAAUCUACUCCUAGAGAAAGCUUGAUUUCACAGUGGAAGCAGGUAUCUCUGACAUCAAGAGAUGAAACGAGAACGCUUUAAGCCCCCAGAACCAGAUGACCCUCUGUGCUGCUGUGGAGACAUCGACCAGCAGAGAGAGUACUGCUGCUGUGACUGUGAAGAACUCGAUGAUGCCUGCGAAAGGUUACUAAGAGGAGAGCAGGACAAGCCAGACAUCUUCUCUCGUUUCAUCUCUCGAAUGGCUGAUUGUUUGGGUUUGCCCUGUUGUGCCAUAGGACCCCUUCGAGUGGAAAUAUCUGCCUUGCCUCCGAUGGUAUUAAUUCCUGGCCUGUUGCGAGUGGCAGCAUUUAACUGUGUGUUGGGAGUUGUAGUCCUAACUGUCCUACCAGGACUGGUGCUUUGGUAUUACUAUGUGACUCACAGAAGGAAAAGACGCACAUUGUUUUUCCUCAGCUUGGCACUUUUCUCCCUUGCCUACAUGUACUACCUUUUCCUUACUGAGAUCGUUCCCAGAGGAGACGUCAGUAAUCUGCAGCUGGUUACUGCGACGACAGGCAUGAUGUUGACACUUAUCUCCCUUGUGCGCACCAAACAAGGACCAGGCUUUGUCAAAUCCCAGUCAUUAGCUCCCGGAGUUAACAGUAUCUCUACAACCAAUCAGAACCCAGACAUACCUGGAGACUCUGCCCCCUGCAAUGGAAUCAGCCAGUCAAAUGGGGAAAAGGAAGGGAAGAAGAAGUUAUGUCCUGUUUGCCGAUUGGUGCGCCCACCAAGGGCAGGGCACUGCAGGAUCUGUGGAGCUUGUGUCCUUCGAAUGGACCACCAUUGUGUUUGGAUAAACAGCUGUGUAGGUCAAGCCAAUCACAGACAGUUCAUUUUGACGCUCCUUCUCUUCCUGCUGACAUCGUUCUACGGGAUCAGUUUGGUGUUAAAGAGUAUAUGUCCAAGACAGAGUCUAUUCACAGCCAUUUUAUACUGCCCUGGAGUUUAUAAUCAAUACAGCACAGCGCUGUGUUUUACAUGUGUGUGGUACAGCGUGAUCAUAACAGGCGGUCUGCUCCACCUGUUCAUCCUUCAGAUCAUCAAUGUCAGUUACAAUGUAACGGAACGCGAAGCUCAGAUCGCUUUGCGCAACAAAACUGGUAGACGACGCUUCUGUGGCCUGGUUGUGGAGACGGGGGUCUAUUCACGAGGCUUCCUCCAGAACUGGAUUCAGUUCCUCACAAUGAACACGGAUGAGAACAGUUCCCCUCUCACCUUCACAGACAUGUGGUCAUAUCUCUGUACGGACAUAUUGAAUUGGGUUCUAUGACCACAGCAAUGUUUUUAUGAAAUAUAAUAAAACUCUGCGCAUAAAUACUGCCGCUUUAUGGCAUAAAUGGGCAACUUUGUGUUGUUAAUGACAAGUAUAAGAGAUAUUAUGAACAUGUGAACUGAUGAUAGAUAGAACUGGGAAAAAAUGUGACACCCUGAAAUGCUAAUAAACCAAAAAAUACAUUUGACACCAAAUUCAUAAUCCAUGUAAUUGUAAAUAUGCUACUAUCUUUGUAGUGUGCUCUCUCUCUCUCAGGACAAAUGACUACAGGUUUCUUUCUGUGUUUAGUGCUCACUGAAAAGCAGUGUUAAAGGGGUCAUGAACUGAGAAAUCUAAAUGAUAUAUCUUUUAAUAUACAAGAAGUGAUUUUGCUAUAAAAACAAUUUGUAAGUUUCAGAACUCAAAACAUAAUUGUUAGUCUAAAAACAGCUUAUACUGAAGUCAAUCUUUCAAAAUGAAAGAAUGUGCCACUUUAUGACGUAAUAGUGUUGCUAAGCACUGCUUCCUUGAAGAUCAUCAACACCUGAUUCUACAUCACUGCCUGUUUAGCCCCGCCCACUGAUUCGCACAUGUAGCAUAAAUAAUGAGGGAAGCCCAAGUCUAUGCAGUAAUCGAACAAUACACUUUAUCUUUAUU